Messenger RNA from Zingiber officinale, 4117 nucleotides. RefSeq lists its product as uncharacterized. Lineage: Eukaryota; Viridiplantae; Streptophyta; Magnoliopsida; Zingiberales; Zingiberaceae. Bases 258 to 3716 code for a protein of 1152 amino acids. The transcript is spliced from 8 exons. The record is from RefSeq and is a predicted model, not a curated record.
CCUUUUUCCUCGUUUUUUUUUUCUCUUUCCUUUUUUCCUCUCUGCAUCUUGGAUGCGAUAGGGAGGAGGAGAGAAGGGUCCGUGCCGUGUCGAUAAGCGGUGGCGCAAUCUUCCUGCCGCCGUCGUGCUCUUCCAUAGUGACGAAGUAGGAAGGUGUCUUACUGUUCUCUUUCGCCAGAUCUCCUUGAUUCGAUGUUCCUGGCCUUCUUCUUCUGAGGCAAUCCUUCGAUCCGGACACGAGCACGCUUUCCCUCGCCAUGAAAGGGCGGUCCCAGCGGCUGCCCCAGGCGGAACCCUCGGUCGACUGGGGAGACGGUUCCUGGACCGUCGACUGCUCGUGCGGUGUCACGUUCGAUGACGGAGAGGAGAUGGUAAGCUGCGACGAGUGCGGCGUCUGGGUGCAUACGCGUUGCUCCCGUUACGUCGGCGGGGAAGCCUCCUUUGCCUGCCACAAUUGCAAGGCCGCCCGUAGGCUCCGCUCCGCUCGUAAUUUGGCAGCCGCCAACGAGGAGGAGGAGACCGAGGUCGCUCGUCUCCUUGUCGAGCUCCCCACCAAGACGGACGCCUACCCUCCUCCGCCCCCACCUCCGCUCCCGCAACAGUCUCACGUUUCUGGAGCCACCCCUAACCGGCGACGCUUUUGGGGACAGAUUCCCCUCGAGGAUCGCGUCCAUGUGCACGGAGUUCCUGGAGGUGAGCCUGGUUUGUUCGGGGGUCAUUCGACGGUCUUCACGUCUCAGCUUUGGAAGUGCACCGGCUACGUGCCCAAGAAGUUCAAUUUCCGGCACAUGGAGUUCCCUGGUUGGGGGGAGGAUGAGGAAGAGGUGAAAAAAGAGGAGACAAGCAAGAAGGACGGUGAGGAGGUUGAGAAUCCAGCCAACAGAGGAGCUGAUGUACUGUUCUCCCUAUCCAAGGAAAUUAUUCCUUACGUCCCGGCGAAGAAAUUUGGUUCCGCUAUGAAACGCGAAGACAGAAAAAUCCCCACAGGCAGCCGCUCUCUUAUCUCCAGAAAUAAGGAUAGGAGCAGGGUUAGGACAUUUGGGCAAGCUAAUCUUGCCAAGAAGAGGAGGGAGGAACCUAGAGAAGCAAAGGACUGGAGCGGGAAAAAGAAAUCAACAAGUAUUGCUGACAAAGUCGUUGGGGAAAAUAAGAGGCAAGGUUCUGUUCAGUUUGCUGGUACAAAAGCAUUUGAAUUCUUCAAGGACAAGGAUCUCCAACUCAAAGAAGCAAGCAAUCCAGAUCCAAAAAGUGAGGAUAAAAAUGUAGAUAUACCCUUGGGACCCAAUUUUUCUGGCGAGCCCAAAAUAUUGGAUUAUAUUGACAAGCCUAAGCACCUACAAAAUAACAGUAAUACAGAGAUAUCAUCUGACCAGAAGAUGAGUGAAGGGACCAUGAUGGGAACACAGGUGAAGGCUGAGAAACUUGAUGAGUGGGAAAAUUCUUCAAAAUUUAAUCUCACCUCUCGAUGUGCUGUAACUAACAUCGCAACAUUGUGUGUUGAUGAGGUUGGUGGAAGUUCUGUUUAUUGCUUCAAACAACCCAAGGAUGAGAAUAAUCUAGACGACCAGUUUUCUAAAGCUUCUUCCCAUGUUAUAAUAGACAUAAGAACUGCAAAGCCAGCCAAUAUUGAUAUUGCAACUGGCUAUAAAGAAAUUUUGGACGAACCACUACUAUUAGGCACAAAAGCUGCUGUUACACCAAUUGCAAAAAUGGAGUUAAAUGAAGGGAAAGCUGAUGGGGCUGAUGAGCUAUCAAGAGUGAAUUUAAAUGUUCCUGUUGGUAAUACUGCUGGAGAUUUGCAUGAUUUGGCUGACCUACCAUCACAAUUAGCAAACCCGUUGUCUGGAAACAUUCAGAACCUAGAAAAUAAAUCCACUUUUGCAUCUUUUGGACAUAAGUCUCAGGAUGGUAGAAGAGAGCUUAAAGAAUUGAAAGAAGGAUUACUUCCUAGAACAUGUGAACCUAAGAAAAGACGGUUGGAGGAUUCAUUGGAACAUAAAAGUUCCAUGGAGAUAGGGCAUGGUUCAAAAUGUAGCAGCGAAUCUGGAAACUCACAAUCCCAAUCUUUGACCAAAUUGGUUUCUGUUGAGCUGAAUUCAGCAGUCAGCGUCAUAAAGGAUUCUUUAACUCCAUCACCUCUUAUCCCCAAGUUAACUAUUUCAGGUGUUAACUUAUCCACCUCGAUUUCUAAAUCCUCUGCUGGUAAGGUUAGUCAAACAACUAAACAAACACGAGUAAAGGUGAACUCAUGUAUCGCUCCCAAGGAAGAAAAUGCACCAAUUCCAGUUAAAGAUAUGGAAGAGGUUUCUGAAAAUCCAACAAAGGGUCAGUCAAAGGUUUGUAUUUUUUCUGGAUCUAAUCUGCCACAAUGUAGUAAAACCUCUUAUAGCUCUUCCUCUGAGCACAUUGUAUCUGAUUCAAAAGAAGAGUCACCUUUCCGUGCUUCAAAAGUUAAUUCCAAACACACUGCAAUGGGAAAUCUACGGUCUGACAAUGUGGUUGGUUCAAGGCAUUCUCAACUUGCUUCUGGUCAAAGUAAGCCCGUUUCUUCAAACCCAUCUCAGAGAACAGAAAAGAGCCAUCAAACAGGUCCAUAUGCUUCAGCAAAAGUUUCAAAUACCUCGACGUUUAUGCAUGCAUCUGUGUCCUCUAAUGCUACCUCAACAUUAAGCGAUGAAGAGCUUGCACUGCUAUUGCAUCAAGAAUUAAACAGUUCUCCAAGAGUUCCAAGGAUUCCACGUGUGCGGCAAGCUUCAGGCAUGCAAUCAAUCACCAACAAUGGAAUGACUGUUUUCUCCAGACGUCCUGUUUCUGGGGGAAAGGAUCAAAUCUCAGUAUUUAGAAGGAAAAACAAAGAAGUGGGAUUUAGAGAUAUUAACUGCAAUUCUGAGUUACAUGAUGAAAGCAGGAAGAAAACUAGGAAGCCAUCACUUUCUUACCACAAACGUCAGCAUUCAUCAACAGACAAGAAAAAAGACUCACAUAUUAGAUCCCCUGACAUGACAGUCAAAACUGAUCCUCUAGGCCCUACGGAAGGUGAAAGAAAUGAUUAUCCUUUUUCCUCACCAGAGGUUAGUGAACAGAAUGCUCCAGCAGCAUGCAACUCAGUUGGGGAUAUUCCCAGAGAUGAUAGUAGUAUUAUUUCUUGCACUUUGCCUGGAUUGAUAGAUGAUAUAAUGAGCAAAACUAAGCACAUAACAUAUGAAGAGCUGUGCAGUGCUGUUCGCCCUCAUUGGCAUGAACUUAGAAAACCUAACGGAGAGCGAUAUGCUUAUCCUACUUAUUUACAUGCUGUUCAUGACUGUCUACGGAACAGGAGUGAAUGGUCCCAUUUGAUUGAACAAGGACCCAAGACCAACUCAAGCAAGAGGAGAAAGGCUGAGUUUGAUUCUGAUGCACCAACAAUUGAAUCUGAAAGUGAGAAGGCAAGUAGCAGAGCUUCAAAAGAAGAAGAUAAUGGGGUUGAAUCACACCGAGAGGAUGUCCCAAAAGGCAAGCGCAAUGCACGGAAGCGUAGGCGGCUUGAGCUACGUGGCACAAGUACAGAAGAGAGUAGGAAGAGGGGCAGCAGAGCUGCUAUUUCGGUUUGUUACACUUCUGCUUUCUCACAUUCAAACGAGGGCAAUGAAUUACUUAGUGAGGACGAAAAUCAAGGAGCUGGAACACAUAAUGGUGGGACUGAAACUUCUGGUUCUAGUUCAGAUGACUCCAGCUGAAGCUUUUUUCUUCCUGAAAUAAUACUGUCAGCCUGAUCUUUGAGAUUCAGCCUGUCACGAAGGUUUCUCUCAGGCUCAGCUCUUACUUAUUGUCUGCAACCUUCAAACAAGGUACUAACAACUAUAUUUGAAGUCUAGAGAUGUGAUAACUUUGUCCAGUGUUAUUUAGAAUGCUUUGAAGAGUUUGUUCAUUUCCUUUGAUGCAGAUGACAAAUUGAAAUGUCUUGUAUUUCUGAUGUCAGUGUAUAUAUAUAUAUAUAUUUAGGUUGCGGGCUGUAAAUCAAAACUAUGCAUAGCAUUUCGGACAAAAGCAUAGAUUUUUUAUCAUCUUUGCUUAACUAUUAUUGUGUGAUUUGAAUGUACUUAUUAGGAAGACAAUCUAAGCAAAGUAUUAUUGUACA